Saimiri boliviensis boliviensis (Bolivian squirrel monkey) is the source of this 3601-nucleotide messenger RNA. It is a transcript of the gene VAPA, whose product is annotated as VAMP associated protein A. Gene Ontology annotation, cellular component: plasma membrane; endoplasmic reticulum membrane. The record is from RefSeq and is a predicted model, not a curated record. Gene Ontology annotation, biological process: neuron projection development. Gene Ontology annotation, molecular function: FFAT motif binding. NCBI's taxonomy places the organism in Eukaryota, Metazoa, Chordata, Mammalia, Primates, Cebidae.
GUGGCCGCGGCGGCUGCUGUGAGGUUGAGUCAGUUGUGAGACCCGGAGCUGCUGACCCAGCGGGUGGCCCACCGAACCCGCGACACAGCGGCAGACGACAGGGCUCGGAAGCAGCGAGCCUGGCCCCGUCCUAGAGCUCGGCCGAGCGGGCACCGCCGUCGUUCCCCGCCCCCAGCCAGCAAACCGUCGCCGCGGGCGCGCCCCCGCUCUGCGCUGUAUCUCCGAUGGCGUCCGCCUCCGGGGCCAUGGCGAAGCACGAGCAGAUCUUGGUCCUCGACCCGCCCACAGACCUCAAAUUCAAAGGCCCCUUCACAGAUGUAGUCACUACAAAUCUUAAAUUGCGAAAUCCAUCGGAUAGAAAAGUGUGUUUCAAAGUGAAGACUACAGCACCUCGCCGGUACUGUGUGAGACCCAACAGUGGAAUUAUUGACCCAGGGUCAACUGUGACUGUUUCAGUAAUGCUACAGCCCUUUGACUAUGAUCCAAAUGAAAAAAGUAAACACAAGUUUAUGGUACAGACAAUUUUUGCUCCACCAAACACUUCAGAUAUGGAAGCUGUGUGGAAAGAGGCAAAACCUGAUGAAUUAAUGGAUUCCAAAUUGAGAUGUGUAUUUGAAAUGCCGAAUGAAAAUGAUAAAUUGGGUGUAACUCCACCAGGGACUGCUCCGACUGUCACUUCAAUGAGCAGCAUCAACAACAACACAGUUGCCACACCUGCCAAUUAUCACAAGAAGGAUGACCCCAGGGGACUCAGUGUGUUGAAACAGGAGAAACAGAAGAAUGACAUGGAACCUAGCAAAGCUGUUCCACUGAAUGCGUCUAAACAAGAUGGACCUAUGCCAAAACCACACAGUGUUUCACUUAAUGAUACUGAAACAAGGAAACUAAUGGAAGAGUGUAAAAGACUUCAGGGAGAAAUGAUGAAGCUAUCAGAAGAAAAUCGACACCUGAGAGAUGAAGGUUUAAGGCUCAGAAAGGUAGCACAUUCGGAUAAACCUGGAUCAACCUCAGCUGCAUCCUUCAGAGAUAAUGUCACCAGUCCUCUUCCAUCACUUCUUGUCGUAAUUGCAGCCAUUUUCAUUGGAUUCUUUCUAGGGAAAUUCAUCUUGUAGAGUGAAGCAUGCAGAGUGCUAUUUCUUUUUUUUCUCUUGACCAGAAAAAGAUUUGUUUACCUACCAUUUCAUUGGUAGUAUGGCCCGCGGUGACCAUUUUUUUGUGUGUACAGCGUCAUAUAGGCUUUGCCUUUAAUGAUCUCUUACGGUUAGAAAACACAAUAAAAACAAACUGUUCGGCUACUGGACAAAUUGUAUAUUACCAGAUCAUCACUAGCAGAUGUCAGUUGCACAUUCAGUCCUUUAUGAAAUUCAUAAAUAAAGAAUUGUUCUUUCUUUGUGGUUUUAAUAAGAGUUCAAUAAUUGUUCAGAGUCUUGUAAAUGUUAUUUUAAUAAUCCCUUUAAAUUUUAUCUGUUGCUGUUACCUCUUGAAAUAUGAUUUAUUUAGAUUGCUAAUCCCACUCAUUCAGGAAAUGCCAAGAGGUAUUCCGUGGGGAAAUGGUGCCUCUUACAGUGUAAAUUUUUUUCUCCUUUACCUUUGCUAAUAUCAUGGCAGAAUUUUUCUUAUCCCUUGUGAGGCAGUUGUUGACUGAGUUUUUCAUCCUUACAAUCCUGUCCCAUGGUAUUUAACAUAAAAAAAUAAUAAAACUGUUAACAGAUUCUUGCUUGGUAGCUUGUUUGUGUCUGUCGUGUUAUUAGAGGGGAGUCCACUAUAUAUGGUCACUUGACAUUAUGAUGCAAAGGUUUCUCUUGCAUUGAAACCCUCUCAGAUAUUACAGUAUUUUUAAUCAAAACUCCUAAUUCUGUUAAGGAAAGGAGUUGAUUAAAUUUCAAGGUAUUACUAGUAUUUUGGGGGAUUACAGUUUGUUUUCAAGAUAAUAGAAAAUAAGUUUGUUUUCAAGAUAAUAGAAAAUAAGGUCCACGAGAAUAGAAGUUAGGUGAUUUCAGUGAGUUGAUGUGUUCAGAGUAAUCUGAUUUGCCCCAUUCAUAACAAGUUCUGAGAGUAUGUUCUCAAGGAAUAUUUAACUCUCCUUGGUUUUGUAGUGCUUUUUAACCAGUCUAAUAAGUCUUAUUUGUAACAUUUCAUAAUAAUAAUUAAAAGGUGUUUUUUCCCCACCCAGUUUGGCACUCAAAAUAAUGUUCAUUAUGGAAGUUUGGUAAAACUGAGCAAGCCUAUGGAAUUUUCUUUAUGAAAAAUGAUUUUAUCCUUUUUAAAUGUUAACCACGUGAAACACAUUUUCAGUGUAAGUAUGCGUUACAGGGUCUGAUACUUUCCUGCACUUAGUCUUACGUCUUCAUUUUAUUGAUACUAGGAUAGAAAAUUUUGGAAUCUCAAAAUAGAUUCAGAUUUUAGCUUCAUACAGUCUAGUACAGGUGAAUUUUUAUUAAACAUAGAUGUUGGUUAUUUUUUAAAGAGUUGCACUCUACCUGAAAAGGAAACUGGAUUUUAGAACUGGAUGUGGUGCAGUGAAGUAUUUUAGGCCCAGGUCUGUGUACACAUUUUAUAGAAGAGUGAAGUCUUCUGAAAUAUUUGGUUACCUUUUCAUUUCAACUGUAUUUUGAAUUUGUCAGAUCACAUAUGUUGUAUUACUGUGCUCUGUGGUAUCGUUUAUAAAACCUCUUGCUUGUGUGCAAAAGUUGCUAAAAAGAAACACAAGUAACGCCUCUCCAUUACUAGCAUGCUGUGCUUCUGGGAGUAUUUCCACUCCUGUGUGCUUUAGUGUCUGUAAAAAUCCCCCGUCCCCUUUUCUGGUAACUGGAAAAGCAUGCUAAAAAUCGUCAUAUUUUCACCCCAUAAAUGCAGAAUCAGUAAUUCCUUGGCUUAACGCUGUUACAUAAUCAACAUUAUUGGUGACAAGUGUCAAGCAUUGUAUCUAUCAUAGCUAUCUUUUUUAAAAGAAAUUAAGUUCUUGAAAAUUUAUCCAAAUCCCGUUUUAUGGGAAUGCUCCUUAGAAUUCAUUUUGUUCAGCCCCUUUGUUUUAUAGUUGAGAAAUCUGAGGCCUUAAGGUUAAGAGAACUUUCCCUGUGUCUCACAGGUAGAGGCAGAGCUGGAGCUAGAAAUCUGGCCUGUGGACUCUAACUCAGUGUCUUUUCUGGUAACUAGGAAAAAAUUGUCAUAAUUUGAGAGUGGCUGAAUUAAUGAAUAUAAGAUGCUGUUUAUAAUAAGCAUGUGAAGUUUCCUAUCAUAAGACUACUGGCUUACUGUUGAAUACAGUUUGGUUAUAGUGUUUAGGCUAGACAUGCCUCCCACAUUAUUAAUAAAUAAACUUUACAAAAUACAAUGUAUUUUUAGGUAGGCAUUUUAUAAAAUGCAUUAUGCCAUGGUUGGUUUUGAGAUAGAUUGUAGUCUGGCUAGCAUCUGUAUGUGGUCUUAACUGUUCUUCAUAUCAGGAGAUGCUCUGAUUGUAUAGGCCAGACUCUUGUUUCUGUUAUUUUUAAUCGCUUUAUGAAAUGUGAUCAGAUCAUUUUAUUACCAACAUUGACAGUUUGAAAGUCCGACUGUAUUUAUUGACUCGAUAAUAUAGAGAUUAAAUUAUCUUCAUUCCUUA